AUGUCUCCAGCAGAAGAAGUCAAGUCUACCGGUGUUUCUGCAGCCGACAUCUUCGAGUCUAUCGGGGACCAAGUCGAGCAGGUUGCGCCGGGGAAUGAGUUUGCCCAUCAAGGGGAGGGGGAGGACGACCAGAGGGUGGUGGAGGAGAUUGAGUCCUUGUGCAUGAACUGCCACGAGAAUGGCGUUACUCGUCUUCUUCUCACCCGAAUUCCGUACUUCCGCGAAGUCAUCCUCAUGUCCUUUUCCUGCGAGAAAUGCGGUUUCAAGAACUCUGAAAUCCAGGCCGCCGGCUCAGUCCAGACCAAGGGAACCCACUAUGAGCUGCGCCUGACCGAGAUGGCCGACUUCUCCCGCCAGGUUGUCAAGGCCGACACCGGUGUCGUCAAGUUUAUCGAACUCGAUGUCGAGAUCCCUGCCGAGAGGGGUCAGCUCACCAACGUCGAAGGCCUCCUGUCGACCGUCAUUUCGGACCUGGAGAUCGGUCAAGAAGCUCGAAAGGAGCAGCAACCAGAGGUAUACGAGAAGGUCCAGGAGAUUAUCGACAAGGGCAAGGCAAUGCUCGCAGGUGAUUCGUUCCCCUUCCGAGUCAGCCUCGACGAUCCCGCGGGAAACAGUUGGAUCGCUCCUGACCUCCGGGACGGUGUCGGCAAGUGGGAGAAGCGCGAAUACACCAGAACGCCCGAACAGAACGCCGCCCUGGGCCUGGCCGACACGGAGACCUCGGGCUCGGACGGAGUCAUCCCCACCGGUGGACAGGGCCGCCUUGAUGACAACGACAACAUCAUCCCCAACGAAGUGUACUCCUUCCCCGCAAGCUGCCCGGGCUGCAUGCACCCAUGCACCACUCACAUGAAGAUGGUCGACAUCCCGCAUUUCCAACAAGUGGUCAUCAUGAGCACAGUCUGCCACGACUGCGGGUACCGGUCAAACGACGUCAAGACUGGCGGCGCUAUCCCCGACAAGGGCAAGAAGAUCACCAUCAAGGUCAAGUCGAGCGUUGACAUGGCUCGCGAUAUCCUCAAGAGCGAGAGCUGCUUCCUCGAGUGCCCCGAGCUCGAGCUCUCCGUCAACCCCGGCACACUCGGUGGCCGAUUCACAACCGUGGAGGGCCUGCUGACCCAGGUCCGCGACGACCUCCACAACCAGAUCUUCGAGGCUGAUGGAUCCGGCCGGGGAGGUGACUCUCUCAGCACAGACGACCGCAACAGGUGGACAAAGUUCUUUGACGGACUCGAUGAGGCGAUUGCAGGCAAUCGUGAGUUCACCAUCGUCCUCACGGACCCCCUGGCGAGCUCCUACGUGCAGAGUCUGGCGGACGACCCGAGCAAGCCCGAUGCUCAGAUGACCGUCGAGGAGUACACCAGGACGGAGGAGGAAGAGGAUGACCUCGGUCUCAAGGACAUGAAGACAGAGGGUUAUGAGCAGGAUGCCCCGGCGGCAGGUACUUCAUAA
Messenger RNA from Thyridium curvatum, 1452 nucleotides. RefSeq lists its product as uncharacterized. The transcript is spliced from 2 exons. Bases 1 to 1452 code for a protein of 483 amino acids. The record is from RefSeq and is a predicted model, not a curated record. Gene Ontology annotation, cellular component: cytoplasm; nucleus. Gene Ontology annotation, molecular function: zinc ion binding. NCBI's taxonomy places the organism in Eukaryota, Fungi, Ascomycota, Sordariomycetes, Thyridiales, Thyridiaceae.